UCCUGCCCCCCUCCCCGCUUGGCGGCCUGGGAAAAGGCAGCAUAUUGAGGCGCGGGGCUCCCGGCAUCAGGCCCCGGGAUGCUAAUGAGGGCGAGCGCGUUCCCACAGCCCGGACAUUGUGCCGCGCGGCCCACCUGCUCCUUGGGGAGCGCCCAUUGUGCCCGCGCCAAUUCACAGGCAAUUUAGCGUGCGCUAAUGGGCCGGCGCCUUUGUGCGGCCCGCGCGGCCAUUGGUCGUGGAGUGUGGGAACGGCGGCGGCGCCAGGACCCCAGGCGCCAGGCCGUCGCCCGCGCCUAUAUAGGGCGCCGGCGCGCGGGGCCGGUGUCCUCUCCAGCCCGGGACGCGCUUGGCCCUGCCCGCGCCCGCUCGCUUCGUCUUGCCCGGCCUCCCCGCCUUGCCUCCUCGCCUGUUCCGCGCCAGGCAUGGCCCCCAGCACCGUGGCCGUGGAGCUGCUAAGCCCUAAAGAGAAAAACCGACUGCGGAAGCCAGUGGUGGAGAAGAUGCGUCGCGACCGCAUCAACAGCAGCAUCGAGCAGCUGAAGCUGCUGCUGGAGCAGGAGUUCGCGCGGCACCAGCCCAACUCCAAGCUGGAGAAGGCCGACAUCCUGGAGAUGGCUGUCAGCUACCUGAAGCACAGCAAAGGUGAGCGCGCCCGGGCCCCCCGGGCUCCGAGUUCCCACCGCGCCCCGGCUCCCCCGCGCCCCGCCGUCCGCUCACCGCCGCCGCGUCUCCCCGCAGCCUUCGUCGCCGCCGCCGGCCCCAAGAGCCUGCACCAGGACUACAGCGAGGGCUACUCGUGGUGCUUGCAGGAGGCCGUGCAGUUCCUGACGCUCCACGCCGCCAGCGACACACAGAUGAAGCUGCUGUACCACUUCCAGCGGCCCCCGGCCGCGCCCGCCGCGCCCGCCAAGGAGCCCAAGGCGCCGGGCGCCGCGACCCCACCCGCGCUCUCCGCCAAGGCCACCGCCGCCGCCGCCGCCGCGCGCCAGCCCGCCUGCGGCCUCUGGCGGCCCUGGUGACCCGGCGGGACCUGCGGGCGCGCGGCCCGAGGACCGGAGGGCGAGCCUGCUCCUCUCGCCCGUAGGGAAGCGCCUUCCCGCCGUCGUCCGCCCAGGGCUUGGACGCGCCCUUCUUCGGAAGGCUCCAGCCCCAGGCUGGCCGGCCCGCAGGAGCCCCAUUCUCAGAGAAUGUGUGUGCAGAGUCCCUGCCGUUUUAGGACAGUCAGGGCCCAUCUUCUGCCAAGUCUGACCCCAUGGGGUUGUUCUGUGUUUGCAUUUAAGCAAGUGACUUCUGGGAAGUCCCUGGCCGCCCGGGGUUCUAUGAUAUUUGUAGUGCCGGGGUUCGCACGCCGGUGCCCCCAGCCUGUAGAGGACUUUCUUCAGGGCCCGUAGCUGCUGGGCGCACCCCUGGCAGGCGGGCUGUGCCGCGGGCACAUUUGCCUUUUGUGAAGGCCGAACUUGAGCUGUAUCCUCAUAGGAAGCGGUGAUCACCCCGGACGGGCGCCCAGGACCCUGCGGGCUGUGGCCAAAAGGCUCUGAGUGUGCCUGGUGGUCUGGCUGGAGCUCACAGUGGGCUGUCUGGGGAGGGUGGGUGCCUCCACUAUGAUCCUUAAAGGAUUCCUCUGUGUGGGUGGAUGCGUGUGGGCAUGACUGUACUCAGAAAUUGAACUCUCGGUCACGUGGAAGCCACGGGACUGCUCUGAAGCCGCUAAUAAAAUGACUGUUCAGCCCCCCCC
Molecule: messenger RNA, 1735 nt
Organism: Macaca mulatta (Rhesus monkey)
Lineage: Eukaryota; Metazoa; Chordata; Mammalia; Primates; Cercopithecidae
Gene: HES5
Product: hes family bHLH transcription factor 5
Biological process (GO): regulation of DNA-templated transcription
Molecular function (GO): protein dimerization activity; DNA binding
Source: RefSeq, a predicted model, not a curated record